Molecule: messenger RNA, 186 nt
Organism: Sphaeroforma arctica JP610
Lineage: Eukaryota; Ichthyosporea; Ichthyophonida
Exons: 1
Source: RefSeq, a predicted model, not a curated record
GACAAUCCGCGACGCACACCAACGUCACCACACCGUCUGACGUUCGAUGAAAUUCUGCAAGCACCCGCCAGUUUCUUACACUUCAUGGAGUUCAUGGAACAGGAGAGGGCAGCAAGUCUACUGCAAUUCUGGGUCAAUGCAAACAACUACCGCAACUACAGCGAAAGUGCGGACGAGCAGAAGAAG